CAGGUUGUAUCCACAUUCUGACUUCAAAGCACGUGAACGCAUCAAAAGCAGAAACAAAUCACAACUCGGGAAAUGGUCUUUUUCCGAGGAGCACGAGAACGCACCGUCCCAGGGAAGCAUAGCACGGAGCUCACAGCUGCACCAGCAAUCAAUUCAAUCCUUAAAAUGUCUGCCGAGCUGUACACUGUGAGUGGACCAGGCGGGAAUGAUGCAAGUCUUCAAGGCACCACAGUGGGGGGCAGCAAACCUUUACACCGCUUCAUGAAAGGACAACCCAAGACUAUUGGCGUCGUUGUGUUGGUCUUGGGCUCGUCUUUCUUUAUCAUUUCAAUUGCAAUGUUAGACGACCUCCCUGAUGAGCCUAUGUGGAAAAUCAACCCAGCUGUCAUUAUUCAGGGAAUUCUGUUCAUCAUGUGUGGGAUUAUGUAUAUUCUGACAGAGCACAAUCCAACCAAGAAAACAGUCACCAUAUCUCUGGCUCUGAGUAUUGUGUCGAUACUGGCGACAUUGUGGACUGACUUGCACAUCCUGCCCGAUUUAGUACACAGCCACUACUACAGGCAUUAUGCUUACAAUUAUAACAUCACAGAAACAGAAGAAGGAUUAUGGACAGAACAUUAUGAGGACAUGGGAAAGAGCUUGGAGGGGAUCUUUGUAUUCUACAGUUCUGCUGGUGCAAUUAUUUUAAUUGUAAUGUCAACUCUGGCUGGAGCUGCCCUGCGUUCCACAAAGAGUCAGGCUGUUGUCAUGAUGACGGCUGCACCAACUGAAACUCCAGCAGAAUGAAGGCCGCAACAUAAACGUCUGAAGUGGGACAACGUGAGAAGAGAACUAUGAAGCAACAUGAUCCUUGAGCCCUAAAUAUUAACCAGUACUAACUAGCUUUAUAUACAAGGUAAUACAUAUUGUAUGUAUGUCUGAUACGUGUUGCUGUGUGGUGUUUCUGUGAUUUAUUACUUUACUUUAUCAUCAGAGAGGACCUGCUGCUUACUCUGCAGCCAGCAGGUGUCGUUGCUUUACUUCCGUGUUAUGUUUACACAGCUACGCCACAGGACGACAAUCCGGGUGAAACUGAAACCUCCGGCUGCCCAUGACACUUUUAUGUGUUUUUUUUUUUACUAUGUAAGCUCUUCUUUAAACAGCAACUCCAAUAAACUCAAACACUGUGACACCUUAA
Messenger RNA from Hippoglossus stenolepis (Pacific halibut), 1177 nucleotides. RefSeq lists its product as uncharacterized. The transcript has 7 exons. The coding region runs from base 73 to 786 and encodes 237 amino acids. NCBI's taxonomy places the organism in Eukaryota, Metazoa, Chordata, Actinopteri, Pleuronectiformes, Pleuronectidae. The record is from RefSeq and is a predicted model, not a curated record.